This is a messenger RNA of Enhydra lutris kenyoni (northern sea otter), 1873 nucleotides long. RefSeq names its product ADP ribosylation factor GTPase activating protein 2 (gene ARFGAP2). NCBI's taxonomy places the organism in Eukaryota, Metazoa, Chordata, Mammalia, Carnivora, Mustelidae. The record is from RefSeq and is a predicted model, not a curated record. The transcript is spliced from 16 exons. Gene Ontology annotation, molecular function: GTPase activator activity. Gene Ontology annotation, biological process: COPI coating of Golgi vesicle. The coding region runs from base 46 to 1608 and encodes 520 amino acids.
GCGACAGCACCCGUCGGUCGCGCUGGUGUCUGGGAAGGAGAGAAAAUGGCGGCGGAACCGAGCAAGACAGAAAUCCAGACUCUUUUCAAGCGGCUUCGCGGAAUUCCGACCAACAAGGCCUGCUUCGACUGUGGCGCCAAGAACCCGAGUUGGGCCAGCAUCACGUAUGGUGUUUUCUUGUGCAUUGACUGUUCCGGGGUGCACCGCUCCCUGGGCGUCCAUCUCAGCUUCAUCAGGUCCACAGAGUUGGAUUCCAACUGGAACUGGUUCCAGCUGAGGUGUAUGCAGGUCGGCGGAAAUGCCAAUGCGACAGCUUUCUUCCGCCAACAUGGAUGUACAGCCAGUGACGCCAACACCAAAUAUAAUAGCCGAGCUGCCCAGAUGUACCGGGAAAAGAUCCGGCAGCUGGGGAGUGCAGCCCUGGCGAGGCAUGGCACUGAUCUUUGGAUAGACAAUAUGAAUAGUGCUGCCAGUCACUCCCCAGAGAAGAAGGACUCUGAUUUCUUCAUGGAACACUCUCAACCCCCUGCUUGGAAAGUACCAGCCCCAGACCUAACAGAGACGCAGCAGCUAGCCCCUUCUGCAGAGAUCAGUAGCCUGGCACAGCCGGAACACGGCCCCAACAUGGACCUGCUUGGCACCUCACCCAAAGCCUCUCUGGAACCGAGAACCUCCCUCAUUGGCAAGAAGAAGCCAGCAGGAGCUAAGAAAGGGCUGGGUGCCAAGAAAGGCCUGGGGGCCCAGAAGGUGAGCAGCCAGAGCUUCAGUGAGAUCGAGCGGCAGGCCCAGGUGGCGGAGAAGCUCCGUGAGCAGCAGGUGGCUGAUGCCAAGAAGCAGGCCGAGGAGUCCAUGGUUGCCUCUAUGCGCCUGGCCUACCAGGAGCUCCAAAUUGACCGUAAGAAGGAGGAGAAGAAGCUACAGAAUCUGGAAGGGAAGAAGCGAGAACAGGCAGAGAGGUUGGGCAUGGGCUUGGUGUCCCGCAGCUCCGUCUCUCACUCGGUGCUGUCUGAGAUGCAGGUGAUCGAGCAGGAAACGCCCGUGAGUGCAAAAUCCUCCCGCUCGCAGCUCGACUUGUUUGAUGAUGUUGGUACUUUCGCCUCUGGACCCCCGAAGUACAAGGACAACCCCUUCUCCUUGGGGGAAAGUUUCAGUUCCCGGUGGGAUACAGAUGCCGCCUGGGGUAUGGACCGGAUGGAGGAGAAGGAGCCAGAAGUGACCAUCUCAAGCAUCCGGCCUAUUUCAGAAAGAGUCACAAACAGAAGGGAGGUGGAAAGCCGGAGCUCAGGCCUCGAGUCCAGCGAAGCGCGCCAGAAAUUUGCAGGAGCCAAAGCCAUCUCAUCGGACAUGUUCUUCGGGCGGGAGGUGGAUGCUGAGCACGAAGCCCGGUCUCGACUCCAGCAGCUCUCAGGAAGCAGUGCCAUCAGCUCUUCUGACCUCUUCGGGGACGUGGAUGGGACUCAUGGAGCAGGUAGCGUAUCGUUGGGCAAUGUGCUCCCCACUGCGGACAUUGCCCAGUUUAAGCAGGGUGUCAAGUCUGUGGCCGGGAAGAUGGCCGUGCUGGCCAACGGUGUGAUGAAUUCUUUGCAGGAUCGCUAUGGUUCCUACUGAUCCAGGCACCACGGCUCAAGCAUAUGGUGGCAAUACAGCAAAACCCCCAUGGUUCCAAGGCCAGGGGUGCUUGCCUUGUGGAAGCUGGGGAGGAAUUGUUACUUUAUGUGUUGUGUGUGAGUUGGGUGGCUUUUGAGUAUCUCGGGUGAGGGGGGAUGGGCAGUUCCAGCCUUGACCUCUGCCUGUAGACUGAGCCCUGUAUUCUCCUCCCCUCACACCCCCUGGCCCAUGUGCUAGACACUGUCCUUUGAUCCUGCCCGCCCCC